CAUUUUGGAUUAGCGGAUAAAAGGAAUAUCCCUUCUCCUUCUAUUGUAACUGACCCCAAGCCAAAACCUUCACAGUUCACCCUCUCUCUCUCCGUCUCUCAUCAGACGCAUCAUCCUUCAUCACAGCAGCUUCCAGAAUUCUCUGCUCAUCUUACACGGUGUAUUUGAAUAUCAGAUAGAGGAAGCAAACAUCGAUGGCGCAUUUGCUUUCAACUUCGUAUUCUGUAAAAUUCUCCUCUGGCUGUAAACCUUCCACAAAACCAUUGAUCCAAGACUCGGUUGUAUUUCCCAAGUCUGUUACUUUUCAGACAUCCAAAACCCCAUUUACAAGGCUCCUCUUGCAAGCGCAGAGGUCACGAAGAAACUGCACAGUGUGUGCUACCACGCUCUCUGCAAGUCGGGAAGCCUCAAAUGAACCCAGUCAGGUGGUGCAUCAGAGUUCUAGUGAACCAUCCAAAUCAAAGAGGGUCAUGGUCAUUGGUGGAGAUGGCUACUGUGGUUGGGCCACAGCCCUUCACCUGUCCAAGAAAGGUUAUGCGGUUGCCAUUGUUGACAGCCUUGUCCGUCGUCUAUUUGACCAACAGCUUGGUAUCGAUUCCUUGACUCCAAUCUCCUCCAUCCAUGAUCGUCUCCGUUGUUGGAAAGCUCUCACUGGAAAAUCUAUUGAACUCUACAUUGGUGAUAUCUGUGACUUUGAGUUCUUAACAGACGCCUUCAAGUCGUUUGAGCCUGAGGCUGUCGUUCAUUUUGGGGAACAGCGGUCAGCUCCUUAUUCCAUGAUUGAUCGGUCAAGAGCAGUAUAUACUCAGAAUAACAACGUGAUUGGAACCCUUAAUGUGCUAUUUGCUAUAAAAGAGUUUGGAGAGCAGUGUCAUCUAGUCAAGCUUGGGACUAUGGGAGAAUACGGAACUCCAAAUAUUGAUAUCGAGGAGGGUUACAUAACAAUUACUCAUAAUGGAAGGACAGAUACUUUGCCCUACCCCAAGCAAGCAAGCUCUUUCUACCAUUUGAGUAAGGUUCAUGAUUCAAACAACAUAGCCUUUACUUGCAAAGCUUGGGGGAUUAGAGCCACUGACCUCAAUCAAGGAGUAGUAUAUGGUGUGAUAACAGAUGAAACUGAGAUGCAUGAAGAGCUAAUUAACCGGUUGGACUAUGAUGGAGUGUUUGGAACUGCAUUAAAUAGGUUCUGCGUUCAGGCUGCUGUUGGCCAUCCGCUUACCGUGUAUGGCAAAGGUGGCCAGACCAGGGGAUAUCUUGACAUACGAGAUACAGUCCAAUGUGUUGAGAUUGCCAUUGCAAACCCAGCACAGGCUGGUGAGUUUCGGGUCUUCAAUCAAUUUACUGAGCAGUUUUCUGUCAAUGAACUUGCUGCGCUUGUUACAAAAGCUGGAGAGAAGCUUGGACUUGAUGUGCAGACUACAUCAGUGCCAAACCCAAGAGUUGAAGCGGAGGAGCACUACUACAAUGCCAAGCACACCAAACUUAUUGAGUUGGGACUUAAACCUCACAUUCUUUCCGACUCUCUUUUGGAUUCUUUGCUCAAUUUUGCCAUUAAAUAUGAGGAUCGUGUAGACAAAAAGCAGAUCAUGCCCAGUGUUUCUUGGAGGAAAAUUGGGGCCAAGCCGAAAACUGUUGCCGCAUAGUUAGAGAGUAGAUGUCAUAUAGCUGUAUACGUAUGUUAAGGAUACCAUUGAUCUUUGUAUUAUCUAUCUUCUCAGUUAGUUGCUAGUUUUGCAACUUCUACCUUUUUAUAAAAUGUGUGCGGUCAGUGAUUGCUCA
Rosa rugosa (rugosa rose) is the source of this 1779-nucleotide messenger RNA. Its product is annotated as UDP-sulfoquinovose synthase, chloroplastic. Lineage: Eukaryota; Viridiplantae; Streptophyta; Magnoliopsida; Rosales; Rosaceae. The transcript has 3 exons. Gene Ontology annotation, biological process: sulfolipid biosynthetic process; glycolipid biosynthetic process. The coding region runs from base 195 to 1643 and encodes 482 amino acids. Gene Ontology annotation, molecular function: UDPsulfoquinovose synthase activity. The record is from RefSeq and is a predicted model, not a curated record.